This is a messenger RNA of Nomia melanderi (Alkali bee), 2325 nucleotides long. The record is from RefSeq and is a predicted model, not a curated record. NCBI's taxonomy places the organism in Eukaryota, Metazoa, Arthropoda, Insecta, Hymenoptera, Halictidae.
CUACGUCGCUAUAAACUCACGCUAACGUGCGGUUGGAUUCGAUCGGAAGCUGCUUCGGAGCUAUCCUGUAAUUCGUUGAAACGAUUCGACACGUUGGUAUUCCGAUGAUCGGAGACAAUAGGAAGAUUGUCCAGCGAAACAUCGAUUCGCUUGUCGUCUAACCCGUGGAGAGGAGAAGCGCGUACCUGGCAUCCGGUUCACGGCGUGUUGCAAUUGUUAACCUCAUUUGCGGCGCUCGCCGAGUCUCGCUUAUUCGUGCAAACAACUAAUUUUGUACGAAGCCUAGAAAAGGUGUCGUCUCGCCGUCGAACACCCGAACGUUUAUUAUUCUCCGAUCUGGCAAGUGACCGCGAGCUGCAUUACCGAACGAUAGAGUUCAAGAUCGUCCGAGUUUUGCAAUGAAAAGUGGGACACGCUUUUCUAAAUCGUUUACUCUUGUAAAUCACUUGGUUGCGCAACGCUGUCGUGUCUCGAUGCACGGACUCGAUUGAACGAAUCGCGGGCGUUUAUCCUUCGACGCAACUAUCGUCCGCGUGGUCGCUUCGUAUUCUUGGACAGUGCUGAUCGUUGAGCGCUCGCAAGGGAAGGAUCCCAAAGGAAAUUCCGAUAAACAUAAAAGAGAAGAAAAAGAAUCCUAGGACUUUUGCGUAGAAAUCACGCAGCUAGCUUACUCCGCCAUUGGAAUUUCGAGGAAUCGUGUUAACCGUCAUGGUAUGUCAAAGAGGUAUCCGGAACACGAUGCAAAAUGUCGAGUAAGCUGUUCUAAGGUCCGGAUUUGCUGAAUCAUUAUCGAAGACGUGCAAACACUCGAAGCGAUUCUUCGCCGAUCAUUCAGCGUUACUCCGUUAUUCGAUUUCUUUCCGACAACCAAUCGAGAUUGUCAUGCAAGCUUUUUAAUGUCGAGAAAUAAAGUAUCAUAAUCUGAUUUGACGAGAAAAAUGCUGUACAAUUCACCCUGUUCAUCACAUAUCAACGUCCUGGGAAAAAUCUAAUGUUUAUCGCGUACACGACGCAAGAGGUUAGAUUAGAUUAGAUUAGAGGUUAGAUUAGAAACACAAUAUUUUCCGUGAUUCAUCGGUGUAGCACUUUGAUCUUGUCGUUUAUAUAAUCGUGUUAUCAAACUGAUACAUCAGUUUGUCAAGUUAUCCGAGGAAUACGGUUCUAUCACGAUUUAAAACAAAGGAUGGGCACUGAAGAAAUUAUCGAUUUCACAGCCCUAGGAGCGGAUAUUCAGCUUCUAAUAAAAGAGAGCAUUGUAGUCCGUGAACAUUCUUACUCACCUUACAGUAAAUUUAAAGUUGGAGCUGCAGUUCUGUGCGACGACGGAACUAUUUUCACAGGAUGCAACGUCGAGAACGCGAGCUAUCCUGUCGGGACAUGUGCUGAAAGAGCAGCUAUCGUAAAAGCAGUAUCUGAGGGAAAGAGGAAGUUCAAGGCAUUAACGGUGGUAGCUGACAUGGGAAACAAUAGUAGUUUCGUCACGCCGUGUGGUUUUUGCAGACAAGCUAUGAUAGAAUUUGGUGAUAUACCAAUUUAUUUGUCAAGUCCUGACAUGAAAAAUGUACUAAAAACUACAACGCGCAUUCUAUUGCCCCGUGCCUUUGGUUUAAAUAAUGUAAAUAUAUUACAAUGAAUUUGAGCUAAACUCAGGAACCAAACUUUAUAUAUCAUUUGCUAAAACAGUAUUUAUAUCGUUUGAGCCAACAUUCCAUCGACUUGUAUUAGGAGGUUGUUGUCCUCGAUAUUACAACUAUCUAAUUUAUAAUAUUGCGUCUAAAUGAAUAUUUAUUAUAUUUUAUUAUACUCUAUUCGAACAACCGAAUGUUGGUUUCUGUACAAAUUUCAAGGAGUACAAAGUUUUAAGAAACGGUGUAUUGUUACUGUAUCGAAUGAUCUUAUUUUCUUAAAUAGUUUCUUUGAUGCUUACAUUGAAAAAAUGAUAAUCUAUAAAUGUAAUCGAUUAUCAUGCAAUUUCUAAGGUACAUCAUUUUCUAAUAUACAUUAUACUUGGUAAGCAGAAGUAACAUGAAUAGUAUAUACAAUUGAUGUAGCAAUACAGUUGAUAUAUACAUGUGCAAUAGUAUUUGCAUAUUGUGAUUUUGGUUAUGAUUAUUUCUUAAUAAUAGAAAUGCAAAGACAGGAACGAUACUGCGUAUAAUACACAUCUAAUAUCUUGAUGGAUAUUUAUGCUACAUGUGAACCCUAGAGUAGUUACCCUCUUACGUAGAACUCGUUAGUGGACACGUAUAGCACUAUGUUUACCAAAAUGGGCACCUGUAAUCAAACAUAACCAUAGCAGAGAAUUAUAUAAAUAAAUUUAAUUUC